Molecule: messenger RNA, 1528 nt
Organism: Rhodamnia argentea
Lineage: Eukaryota; Viridiplantae; Streptophyta; Magnoliopsida; Myrtales; Myrtaceae
Product: RHOMBOID-like protein 13
Exons: 1
Coding region: 409-1224 (271 amino acids)
Cellular component (GO): membrane
Molecular function (GO): serine-type endopeptidase activity
Source: RefSeq, a predicted model, not a curated record
GAGGGUCACAGCUAGACGGCGCGCGACGACCCGGUGGCUCACCCAGUUAAAUCUAGAACUUGCGAAGAACGGGAGGAUUUAUUACUGGACUUGAAGGUUAGAAAUUACUAGUACGAAUUUUCGAGAUUCAAUCAGCUCUUUCUCGGUCUUUCGAGGUGAAAAUUCAUAUCGAAUCAGCUUGGAUUCCUUUCUUGAGCCCAAGAUAUUUGAGAGGAAUCUCUACUGAAGAACGUCGCUUUGACUGAUUCUGAGAUGCCAAGUUUUUAGUUUGGCGUCUCCUGGCAAUUUUGUCGAGUAUUUUGAUCUGGGGUUUCUUGAUAUUGCCGAAUUUGAGCAAAUCUCGUGCUACCUGCAGUCGUGAAAGUUCCAAUGCGUAGGCGAAUGAGAAGGUAAUUGAGGUUUCUACAGAUGGGGAAGCCUUUGUUUUACGAGAUCUUGGAGAAACCUGCGACGAGCUGCGUCGUAGGAUUGUGCUGUGCAAUAUGGUUCUACAUUCAGAAGAAAGGGAUUGGUUAUUCGCAUGUUGGACUGAGCUACGACGCCGCCAUGGAAGGGCACUAUUGGCGGAUAAUUACCUCGGCGUUCUCGCACAUUAGCGUCUUGCAUCUUGUUUUCAAUAUGAGCGCGCUUUGGAGUCUUGGAGUGGUAGAACAGCUGGGGCACAUGGGUCUUGGCGUGGCGUAUUAUCUGGAGUACACCCUUGUUCUGGUCAUUCUGUCGGGGGUGCUUGUAUUGGGAAUUUACCGUGUAUUGAUUCAUCGAUUCAAGAUAGAGUAUUUUCGGAGAGUCACGGCUGUUGGGUAUUCCUGUGUUGUCUUUGGGUGGAUGACGAUUCUUGCUGUGAAGCAGCCCUCAUCGAAGCUCGACCUUUUCGGAUUUCUUUCACUUCCCAUCAGUUUUGCACCUUUUGAGUCCCUAAUUUUCACUUCUAUCAUUGUUCCCCAGGCAAGUUUUCUUGGGCAUUUGUCGGGAAUCAUUGUUGGGUAUGCUGUUGCUUGGGGUGUGAUUCAUGGAAUGAAUAGUUAUUGGGCUAUUUCAAUGCUGGGAUGGGUUGUGGUUGUGUUCAUAUAUAGUUUGAAGCGAUCCGGCGCCUAUGAUUUAAACUUUCUCGAGAUUGAAUCUGUUACUGAUCCCUCCUUGCCUUCGGUGCGAUUUGUCGCAACCGGGAAUGGUAGAACUAUGCAAAUGACUCCUCUUCCAGUUGGAGGUGUUGAACUUGUGUGACCUUUAGCUCCGCUUCCUUCUCUUAUAAGGGUGGGAGCUGGCUUGGGGCUUGACUCCCUUGAUAUUUUCCAUGAUGCUCAAUACAAUAGUGAUUUUUUUUGCCAAGAUUCUAUUCACUUCGCAAAGAUUUCACUAUUCUGUAAAUGUGUUUUGGUGAAUCACUCUGUUGUACGGCACUGAUACAAUUUGUCUGCAUUAUUACAUUAGCAGAUGGUUGUCAUUGCUUCCUUUUGUGGUGCAUAUUACAGAGUUAGCUAUCUACUUCGGUUAUUUUGUCAAUGAGGACGCUUUCUUAUGCUUUAUG